Molecule: messenger RNA, 922 nt
Organism: Peromyscus eremicus (cactus mouse)
Lineage: Eukaryota; Metazoa; Chordata; Mammalia; Rodentia; Cricetidae
Product: transcription elongation factor A protein-like 4
Exons: 2
Coding region: 107-673 (188 amino acids)
Source: RefSeq, a predicted model, not a curated record
CCCCGCCCUCGCUCCCCAGGGCUCUGUCCCAGAGCCAUCUCUCAAGUCCCUGGGCUCCUGGUUACUGUUCUUGCUUCUCUCAGGACAGGAAAAUAAAAAUCUGGACAUGGAAGAAGUCUCGAGGGAGAAGGAAGGAAUGCCUUUGAUGCAAGGACAGAUGGAAAAGGGUAAAGCGCCACAGGAGGACGGACAGACAGAAGUAGCCUUUUCUCUGGGAGACAAAGAAAUGUCAGAAAGCCAGGCAAAGGCAGGAGAUGAGGGGAUGCUGCCAAAGCGCCAGGAGCAGCCAGAGCCUGAGAGAAAAGCAAAACAGGAAGGAAGACCAGAGAGCCAGGCAAAGCCAGAAAGUAAAGGAAGUUCUGCAGGCAAGCGCCCAGCUGAGGACCUCCUGCCCAGAAAAGCCAAAAGAAAAACCAACAAGGGGCUGGCCCAUUGCCUCAAGGAGUAUAAAGAGGCCAUCCACGAUAUGCACUUCAGCAAUGAGGACAUGAUUAGAGAAUUUGACGACAUGGCAAGGGUAAAGGAGGAGGAGAGAAAGAACAAGCAGAAGAUGGGGCGGAUCUUUUGGAUGCAAAGAAGUUUGCAGGACCCCUUCUACCCAAGGGGCCCGAGGGAAUUCAGGGGUGGCUGCAGGGCCCCGCGAAGGGACAUUGAAGACAUCCCUUAUGUUUAGUUCCAGGGCAGCAUCUGCUGGGCAGAGUGCUCUAACUUAUGCUGCUGCUUCGAUUGAGGCUUUCCUCCUGGUAGCUGCAGCCUGUUUGAGCCUUCUGCCUGCCAUGUUCAGAUUCCAGUGUAGUCGGUUUCCCCUCACUGCGUGGAAAGAGUAAUACUCAGAGUGUGUUGUCAAAUUCAAGGACAUGAGCCUCAGAACCCUCUAUGUGGCAUCAGCCUACUUCUGUCAAACUGCAACAGAUAGUAAUGU